AUGGGGGUGGGCGUGUCUGAAACGACUGGGUAUGAUGACAUGUAUGUGUACGAAGUACCGUACCCGUCAGUGAGAACCAGCCCGGGCCCCGGUGACGCGGUAGGAUCAGCAGUUGGGCAGAGACGAGAUGGAGAUUCGACAAGCUCUUUCGGUACCUGGGAGACGGACAGCGGUGGGGGAGCACAGACGCGACGCUGGUCGAAACGAAUUGUAUUGCACAGUGAGAAGCAAGGGCAGCGUGAGCGAUGCAAAGGUACGCGCUCGGGACUGUGGGAGAGCUGGGGAUUGAGGGAAGAAAGGCGCAAAUUUGGUGAGCGAACGGAUCGAUUCUUGGACAAGUAUGAUGUCGACUUCAAGUCGAGCGCAAAUCUGGGACCGACAGCCUCAAACCCCAAGGCACAAAAGACGGUCUGCCGGGGGCUGGUCGGUCGAUGGUUGCCGCAUACGGUCAACGAAGCGGGUAAAAACGUCGUGGUAGGAUACAAAAGCAGUGCUGCGCAUACCUACAUAUGUAAAUGCAAUCAAGCGCGACAUGCGAUGGAACUUGGUCAACACCGCAACUUUGAAAUGGAUGGAUGGAUGCUCACGAGAGGCCAUGCGACGGACCGUUCGAACCAAAAGGUACAAGCUCCAGACGGAGAUGAUGGCUGGGUGGAGGUCAGUAAAGCUUAUGCCGCGCGAUAUGAUGCACCAGCAAGCGCAAAUCAUGCUUAUUUCCUCACUCACUUGGGGACAGUAACAAGAGUAUCCAACGUUACAAUCAUGGAGAACAAGGUUUACCGGUCUAUUACGGGCCGUUGA
This is a messenger RNA of Fusarium venenatum, 801 nucleotides long. Lineage: Eukaryota; Fungi; Ascomycota; Sordariomycetes; Hypocreales; Nectriaceae. The record is from RefSeq and is a predicted model, not a curated record.